AUGUCAAACGCAGUCGUCGAGGGCUGGCUUCAGCGAGCGCCGCCGUCGAUCCGUGACGCCUCGCUCCGUGCGCAGCUCGAGCACGUCGUCACGCAGAGUCGCGAGGCGUGUGUGGACGCGCUGCGGAAGCUCGAAAACGCACAGGAGGAGCUUGCCUUCUGUGCAUUCUGGCAGUCGGUGCUGCAGGAGCGCAUCGAGGCGCUGCCAUCCGAGCUUCCCAGCUACGCUCGGAGCCUCAACGAGCAGCAGCGCCGCGCUGCUCUCGCGCCAAUCGACGCGCCGCUCCUCGUUCUGGCGGGCGCCGGCUCCGGAAAGACAGGCGUGAUGGCGGCCCGCGUCCAGCACAUCCUCGCCUCGGGCGUGCCGCCCGCGUCGGUGCUGGCGCUCACCUUCACGCGCGCAGCGGAGACGGCGAUCCGAGAGCGGCUGACCGCCUCUGUGGGCGUCCGCGUGGCAAAGGCGCUGCGCGUCGCCACCUUCCACUCGCUCGCGCUCUCCAUCUGCCGCGAGUUCGCCGCCGCGCUCGAAGGCGGCACCGCCGACUUUGCGCUGGUGACGGGCGCGCAGCAAGUGCGCCUCGUCACCCGCGCCCUCGUAGAGUACCGCAUCGCACGCGCCGCCCGCCCCUCCUCCUCCUCCUCCUCCUCCGGCUCCUCCUCCCCCGACGCGCCCGACGCGAGCCGCGCGCUGCGCGCGCUGCUGCACGCAAAGGCGCGGGGCGGGCGGGCGGAGGGGGUGGCGGACGAGGCACUACGCUUCGUGUGGGACAAGUACGACGCGUGGCAGCGCGAGCGAAACGGCCUCGACAUGGUCGACCUCGUCCGGGUGGCUGCGGAGGUGGUUCGGACGGUGGACGAGUUCCAAGACACCAACCCGCUGCAGAUGGCGCUGCUGGCGCUACUCGCGCCUGCCGAGCCCGGCCGCGUCACCGCCGUCGGCGACGACGACCAGUGCAUCUACGCCUUCCAGGGCGCGCAGGGCGCCGCCGCCCUCCGCGCCUUCCUCGCCGCCUUCCCUCGUGCGGAGAGGGUGACUCUCGAGCAAAACUACCGCUCGAGCGGGACGCUGGUGGCUGCGGCGGCGGCAGUCGCGGCGUGCAACAGGCGCCGCUGCGCCAAGCGCGCCUUCACGAGCAACGGCGCCGGCGAGAAGGCGCAGCUCGUCCGCUCGCUGGUUGCGGCGGGCUCGCCUCUCGCCAGCAUCGCCAUCCUCUACCGCAAGCAGCGGUGCGGUGCGGAGAUGCAGGCGGCGCUGCUGGCCGCCUCUGUCCCCUUCAACACGCGCCGGAGCAACUUUUGGCGCUCGCGGCAUGUGCAGGGCGUCGUCGGCCUCCUCGCCUUCCUCCUCCGCCCACACGACGAUGCGGCCUUCGUGGCGGCGAUCGAAGCACUCGAGCGGCUGCUGCGCCGGCUCGGCACGCUGCAGCUGCCCGCCCUGGUGCAGCAGCUGCGCGGAGGCGGCGGCGGCGGCACGGACGAGGCGCUCGAGGACGAGAGGAGGCUGGCGUACGCGCGGCUGAUCCUCUCGUUUGUCGCCACGGAGCCGAGCGGCGCGCCGGCGACGCCGUCGCGUUUCCUGGGCGAGAUCCCGGCGGCGCUGACCGUCGAGGCACAGAUGGAGAACGGCAUCCGCGUCAACCCCGACCUGCAGGCCACGUAUGCGGCCGGCAACACCGGGACUGUGACCAUGUCGCAGCUCGAGAACGGCCUCGUCGACUCCGACGACGACGAGGAGGGGCUGGCGCUCGACGCGGCUGAAGACGCGGCGCGCGGGGUUGAGGGCGCCAGCAGAGUAGCUCGCACCGAUCUCACCGCUUGUCUUCUGCCGGACACGGACACUGGUGUGUUGGCCAUAAAGAGGAGCGCAGAUUAA
This is a messenger RNA of Emiliania huxleyi CCMP1516, 1872 nucleotides long. RefSeq lists its product as hypothetical. The coding region runs from base 1 to 1872 and encodes 623 amino acids. Gene Ontology annotation, molecular function: hydrolase activity; DNA binding; 3'-5' DNA helicase activity. The transcript has 7 exons. Gene Ontology annotation, cellular component: nucleus. Gene Ontology annotation, biological process: recombinational repair. The record is from RefSeq and is a predicted model, not a curated record. Lineage: Eukaryota; Haptophyta; Isochrysidales; Noelaerhabdaceae.